GAUGUUGCGGAUUCAUCAUUGCAUUUGCAUGGGGUAGUGCAUAUGUUGUGUGUGGCCUUCUAAACGAUAAAUCUAUGGAUUAAAGGAUGAACAGGUCGAUGCAGGAAUAUUCAUUCUAAUGAUAAGGAAAUACGAAAUGCAAGGACAAUCUCUAAGCAUGCAGUAUGCCUUAGAUCUAUACAAUGGUGGAAUGUUCCAAAACUAAAGAGUCGAAAGGCCCAGCUGGAGAGAAAUUCCCAUUCCUCGACCAAGGACAAAAAAAAAAAAAGAUUAAAAAGGUGCUGACUAAGGAGGCAACGUCUCCAGAAGUAACGGAUGAUGAGGAAGCCACCCAGAGGAAGGUCUUACCAUUUAUAUGGGAGUCAUCCCUGCUGCGUAAUGUUAAGUGCGACCUGGAUAGAGAGUAUGCUGAAUCUUUGCAACUUCAAUCAAAUAGACAAAAAGCCAAGGCCAUUAGAAGUAGAACGGAAAUGACUAUGACCCCACCACCUAGGAGCAUUCAAGAGUGGGCCGUUUCCUCUACUUAUAAAUGAUGCUAUUACUGUUAAUAGUUAUAUUUAAUUUCCUCAUUUCUAGCUCACCUGAGCCAAAGGCUCAAGGUCACAAUUAAUACUUUAAUACCAUUAUAACCAGUUUUUAUGAAAUUUUAAUAAUGCUGUUGAAGGAGAAUUGCAAUUUUUUGGAUGUUUAUAAUUGACACUGUUUAAGUAUGUCUAGCAUCUUAAAAAGUGAGAUGACCUAUAUAUUUCAUUUCAUAAUUUAUUAAUUUUAACUUAAAUUGAAAUAAAUGCAUUUUUGAUACUUUUAUCAGAGAAUAUUGCAAGUAUGGAGUUACCUUGAUAUAUUUAUACAGAUUUGUUCUGCUUUACUACUAGUGUAUCAGUAUUAUUACAUCAAGUUCAUUUGUGUGAAUAUUAUAAUAUUUAAGAAUGAAUAAAACUGUCAAAUUGUG
This is a messenger RNA of Ostrea edulis (European flat oyster), 952 nucleotides long. RefSeq lists its product as uncharacterized. Lineage: Eukaryota; Metazoa; Mollusca; Bivalvia; Ostreida; Ostreidae. The transcript has 2 exons. The coding region runs from base 183 to 533 and encodes 116 amino acids. The record is from RefSeq and is a predicted model, not a curated record.